AUGAGUAGGUCUGGAAAGAAUGUUGAUACUUGUGAUAGUGUAAAUGGAGUUGGGGGUUCAGGUGCUAGUCAGGGGUCAAAUGAGGUAUGGAGUUAUCUUGAUCAUGAAAUUGUGCAACUCACAAACCUUAGAUCGACACCCCAUGAGCAUUUGAGCCGGGUCCUGGCUGGAAAGUCAAGGUUACCUGUUUCACCACCUGUUAAAAUGUUGAUCGGUCGAGAGGGGAACUAUAGUGGGAGGGGGAGAUUUUCAUCUGCCGACAAUUGUCAUAUUUUGAGCCAAUAUUUGCCUUUCUGUGGUCCUCGGAUGAUUGAUAAGAUGAAGAGUUGUGCUUAUGUAUCACAAUUUGCGGCUGAUGGUUCUCUUUUUAUUGCGGGAUUUCAG
Ilex paraguariensis (yerba mate) is the source of this 384-nucleotide messenger RNA. The record is from the annotation of a GenBank genome assembly. NCBI's taxonomy places the organism in Eukaryota, Viridiplantae, Streptophyta, Magnoliopsida, Aquifoliales, Aquifoliaceae.